Messenger RNA from Procambarus clarkii (red swamp crayfish), 5147 nucleotides. Lineage: Eukaryota; Metazoa; Arthropoda; Malacostraca; Decapoda; Cambaridae. The record is from RefSeq and is a predicted model, not a curated record.
AGGCGGUGGUGGGGGCCCCUGCAGGCUGCGAGGGCCCCUGCAGCCUGCACAAGCCGCCCUGCCCCCCCUCCCGCAAACACACGCACACGCACACGCACACGGCAAAAGGGAACACUUUACGUUUGUUUGUUGUGAAAUAGAAUCGAUAUGGUUGUUGGCACGAAAUUCAGUCCUUGAGCGAUUGACCCCCACAGUGUGUGAGGGCGGCGAGGGAACCCCGCCGUGUGGGGUGUCUAAGGAGAGCCCGCGAGCCCCACAGUGCGCUGGUGGGGUGCUCGAGAGCAGGAAAUAAGCCGCGAGAGGAGGACAGCCCCCGCGAGGAGCCGCGGCCGCGACGGCUGCCUCCGCCGCCGCGACAAAGGCUCCCUGACGGCUCUCUCUCUCGCUCAGCUGUGAUGGAUCUGCCUCACAUGGACCACACUUUUCCCUCGCUGUGUGUGUAGUGUGUCGUGUGUAGUGUGUGCGGUUAUCCCGCGGGAGGCGGUGAAGAAGUAGGAAUAUUUGAAAUCAUCGGUGUGCAAUGAAUUUGCAACUUAAAAGUACAGUACAGUACAUUUGAAAAUAAGUACUGUUUUAAGUAAGCCUACACCACCAUCAUGAUACGACAAAAUGUGCAAACUUGGUUGCAUAAAUUUGAUUGGGCCACGAAGUGUUCUGAUGAAGGCAGUGUGUUAUCGAAUUAAAAUCAGUCUUGACCUUCCGCUGUACAAUUAUCUAGUAUCAUUGUUCUAUACAGUUGACAUACAAUUGUACAAGUGAAUUGUAAAUAUUGUGGGGAAAAAAGUGAUUGGUUGUGAUCAGUGAUGAAAAGAACAAAUUGAAAUACAAUACAGUAUUUGAUUUCUAGAAAAGUUUUUGGAUUUUCACUAGUGAUGAGAACUUAUCUAGUGUGAGUGCCAGUACAAGUAUUUUUGCCAUGGAUCUCAGUGUCAGGCGGGGUGAUGAAGAAGAAGAGGGAAGUGAACUGAGUGCAGUGAACAACGGGUCAUUGACGUCUGAAGAGGCUGGGGAGGAGCAGGAGGAUAGUGGAGUUCAUAGUGGUGUUCAAGAGUCCAGAGAAGGAGAAAGUGAACUUGAGAAUUCCAGUACUGUUAUGGACCUUUCUGGCAAUGUUCCAGCAUCUAACAAAAGACAUAGAGAAGGUGAAGAUGAUUCCGAGGUAUCUGGUGAAUGUGAAGCGCCACCUACAUCUAGACCCCGGCUGACUGCCACCCCUGAAGCUAACAACACUGCCAACCAUGUUAACGACAGCCACCAGCUUUCUUCAGACUUGGUAGACGAUACCCCAAAGGUGAACGGAAUCAGCAAUGGGUACGAGAGCGACAGCACCGGCAUCAACGACGUCAACGAUGAAGACGACGACGACGACGAAAUGCCACCUGUGCCACCCAUCAAGGAGCUGAGCCCCGAGGAACUGGCGGAGAAGAUGAAGCUGGUCCAUCGACUGCAGGUAGAGCUUCGCAAUGAGGAGAUGAAGCUGGUACUCCUCAAGAAGGUCAGGCAGUCCCAGGUGAUGAAGGAGAAUGUGAGUGCAACUGCUAAUGAUGCCAAAACUGCACUGACCAAGCUUCCGUCGAAUACUACGGCCACUAAGCUGCCGCCCUCACAACCUCCGCCUCUCAUUAAACAUGACUUGGGUGCCAAGGCCUCGUCUUCGGCAAUACCAGCACACAUUAAGGCGUCGCGUGAAUAUAAACAACAGAUAAAAAAUAUGACUUCUGCAGCAUCUGCAGAAGCGUUAUCACCGAGUGCACUACAAGCCCAAAAACAUCUCCUGGCUAGGGAUUCAUUUUUUUCCUCAGGUACUACUUUAACUAGUACUGGUGGCGGGAAUGGUUCCAGCAACAGCAGCAGCAAGUCCAGUAAUGGAGGUAGUAGCAGCAGUUCCAGCAAUAUGAUAACGGGACUACCCCCCAAUCUAAAUCUUCCAUUCAAUUUGUCGCGCGAAGUGGAGAUCAUCCGUAAAGAUUCUCCGGCGUCGUCGUCGUCUCCGGGCCCUGGGCCGUUGGACUCGCCCUCACAGGUGUCCAUCUCCAAGGUGCGGACGUCUACCCCUCACCCCACACAUCCAUCAGCCGACCGUGCCCUCAUUAAGCCUGUGAGCAGUAGUGGGAGCAGCAAUAACAGCAACAGCAGCAGCAACAGAAUGGAAGACACGCACACACCUGCCCAAAGGCAAGCGGCGGCGCGUCUUGCUCUUCGCAAGCAGCUGGAAAAGACAUUGCUCAGGAUUCCGCCACCUAAACCACCACCUCCCGAGAUGCACUUCAUCCCGAACCCAAACAACACAGAAUUUAUAUACUUGUUGGGUCUGGAGCAAUGCGUGGAACAUAUCCUCUUAAAUGGCAAGAUGUCGGACCCCCACCCUACACCCUUCAUCUGUACGCAGUGUGGCACCGACUUUACCCCAGCCUGGAAGUGGGAUAAGGCUUCGCUGAAAUCUAAAGUUAAGGGCGAGAAUGGAAGAGACGUGAAGGUAGUGUGUGAAUUGUGCGUCACGACUAAUAUCAAGCAAGCCCUCAAGCAGGAACACACGAACCGCCUAAAAGCUGCGUUUGUGAAAGCGCUGCAACAGGAGCAGGAGAUUGAGGCCCGUAUGGCGCAGGUAUGGGCACAUAAGGCCCAGAGACAUUACCGGAGAGAGAUCAACAAAAGCUCUACGGUCCAAAAUGUAUACGACCGAGAGGAACGCCGCAGAUCGGGUGUCAUGGCUGAUUCAAGUGACUUCUUGACAGUAGGAGGGAGGGGGUCUUCAUCUUCAGUGGUCAUCUUACAACGUCAGGCAUCGCCACAGCCCGAUUUAUCCAGUGCAUCAGUAUCUAUGACUCCCGUCACCGCAUCGAUACCAUCGCCAUCGGCACGACUCCCUGCUAGUGUGUCGGUUACUGCAGUCAAGUCUGAUUAUGGACAUGGCUCAAGGAGCUCUAGCCACCGCUCAUCACCGUCAGUGGCAGCGCAGCUUCAGCUGCAGCGUGAGCGAGAGAGACAAAAGGAAAGGGAGAGAGAGAAGGAAAGAGAGAGGGAGCGAGAAAGAGAACGAGAAAAGGAGAGGGAAAGAGAACGUGAGCGUGAGAGGGAACGUGAGCGUGAGAGGGAGAGGGAAAGGGAAAGGGAACGUGAGAAAGAAAGGCAUCAACGUGAGAAGGAACAGAGGGAGAGAGAGCAACGUGACAGGGAACAAAGGGAAAAGGAAAUGUUUUUGCCUCCAGGUCUAACGAAACAGCAAAAAGAACAAUACAUGCAGAGCAUGACUGCUGCAGCAGCAAUGGCUGCUGCCAUGUCGAACCCUGCAGCGCUGCAACAAUUACAGGCAGCUCAGCAACAGAUGCUAAGAAUGCAGGGUUUAGGUAGUGCGGCAGCUGCUGCAGCUGCAGCAGCAGCUGCUUCCCAACAGUUACCUGCUCAUAUGCUAGCCCCUUAUUUACUUGGACCAUACAAUCCAUUUGGCCUUGGUCAGCUGCAACAAUUGAUGGCUGCUUCAGCAGCUCAGCUAGGAGUCCCAACUUCCUCAGCUCCCUCAACUUCCAGCAGUAGUAACAGCAGCAGCAGUAACAGCAGCAAAAGCUUAGCUCAACAACAGCAACAAGAGAUAAUGCGGCAAGCGGCAGAGGUUCAUCGUCAGUACCUAUUGGAUAUGAUACCAUCAGGUGGUCUGCACAGCCAGCAGUCCCACUCUAAAUGGAAGAGCUGAUGGGUGGGCGCCUGGCCAGCCUCCCUGUCAUCAGCCCCCACCAGCCUCUGCCAGCACUGCUGAUGGGACAGUGCUGCUGCUGGUGGAAAGUGGGACUAAAGGACCCUGUGACAGUGACUCAAGUGUGUUCAGCCUAGCUAUGGCCUGCCCACCUAUAGUGUUGUGCCUCGGCCGCAGCUGGGCCAUGCUGCACCUGGGGUUCCUAGUCACAUUAGGAUAAGGAAGCUCUCUGUGAUGUGACCAGUGAGUGAGGGGUACUGUUGGUCUUCGGCCGACCCUUGACCGUAGCACAAGCAGCCAUGAUGGUCGCCCUGUAGCAGUGUUGGCCAUUCGGACGAGAAGAGUUGUAUGGAGAGUUUCAGACGCUGGAAGAAAAAAGAAUCUUUCACAGAAAUCUGAGACAGCAAGAAGGUAGCCUGACUCUUGGCAACAAUAGGCAACCUUUGACAGUGAACUCUAGUGAAUGACAGUUAUGGUAUUACAUGACCACAUCCCUAAUUUAUUUCUGUUGUCAUUUGUUGUCCAUUACGGUGCAAGGGAAUAUCUUUUCUUCACCAUUAAUCUGUAUUGUUACAUAGUUGUAGGGUGUCUUGGGACAGUGAGCAACGUGCCCUGCACACGCCUUGCUAUCUCUGUCUCUUGGCUGCCUCUAUGGGUCACGCAUGGUCUAGUUUCAUUAGAGUAAUAGUGACACGAUGGUAAUGCAACAAACCAAGGUACUUUCCCUGCACUGAUCAUUUGUUCUUCAUGUGAUAUGUUGUUUGUUUCAACCUUUGUUCAGCACAAGGGUGGGCAGAAUCGCACAAACUGACCAGUGUGCUGUCAAACCGAUAUCUAUGUGAUUGGGAUGAAGCAUCUCGUGCAGGCAGAUGUCUGCGUGAGACUGCGGUGAGGCUUAUCCAGGAACCGGGCUCCCCUCCUAUAUAUGGUUUGUCAUCAGUGACGAUAAAAUCAUCCACACUUCUUGCCUGAUAAAUGCUAGUGGAUCACAGACAAUUUAUCAGGUGUAAGCAUUUAUUAAAUUAUAUUUUGAGUUAUGUACAAAGUCUUCAUUGGAUGCAAUGUAACCUAAAGUUAUGGCAUCUUAACUAUCCUCUGUUAAAUGUUUCAUGAAAAAUGGUAUUGAAAUAGGCUGCAGUGUAAAAGUUUUAUUUACGAAGUAUUAUAAAAAUUGUUCAAGGUUAUGAAAAGUGUCACAUGGGAUUUUUUAAAAUAUGUAUAGUAUAUAUUUUUUUUAUGGAGACAUAUUAGGGGUGUUUGGUUGGUGUAUGAGGGCCCUGGUUUCUGGCGUUGUCACUACCCAGGGGAUUCCAGUUAUCUGUUCGAUUCUAUUAUAAUUGUCAUCACUCCAGUUUUCAUAGCCAUGGCUGAGUUUCAGAUUCAUGUAGGCUAGUGUUUUCACUUCAUAAGUAAGAUAAAUAGGGCCUUUUUCAAUAAAGAAGAUCUGAAAAACUGA